Molecule: messenger RNA, 790 nt
Organism: Polychytrium aggregatum
Lineage: Eukaryota; Fungi; Chytridiomycota; Chytridiomycetes; Polychytriales
Exons: 1
Coding region: 116-790 (224 amino acids)
Molecular function (GO): protein binding
Source: RefSeq, a predicted model, not a curated record
CUGGCUCCAGCUCACUGGCGAAGGUGUCGUCCAGAACGACAACAACGCAUUCAGCCACUGGCAGGAAGUCAGCACCAAGUCAACUGACCCUGUCAUCAAGUCCAUCGCCACCCACAUGGUCGGGUGGAUGUACUACCUUGGUCGUGGCACUGUCCAGGAUGUGCAAAAAGGCGUCAAGAUCAUCCGGGAUAACAAAUCGUUCACUUUCCGGCUCGGUGAAGACAACUGCUUGGCUGUCUUCAGUGGCGCCAAUUCAGAUUCCACUGCAUCCCAGAAGUUCUUCGAAUUUUGUCUGCUGGGAUCACAACAAGACUGGCUAUGCAGACACCUUAUGGCCGUAUGUCUGCUCUACGGAUUCGGAACCAUGCAAGACCGAACCAAGGCCGCUCGCAUAUUCGAAGAGCUUGCCAACGAUGGUCAUAGCGACAGUCAGUUUUGGAUUGGAAUGUGCUAUUGUUGCGGCGGUGGAGUAUCGCAGGACAGAUCGAAGGCCGCAGAGUGGUUCGGCAAGUCGGCAGACUUGGGCAAUUCAUACGGACAGUGGUGGGUAGGUGUGAGUUAUCUCGGUGGGUUUGGAGUUACUCAGGACCUUCCUAAGGCAGUUGAGUGGCUCCACAAGUCAGCUGAACAGGGCAAUCGAUAUGGGCAGAACGAUCUUGGUUACUGCUACCGAAGAGGCUGCGGAGUGACCGAGAACAUUGGAACCGCCCUCUACUGGUUCCGUAAAUCUGCUGAACAGGGUCAUGAUGCUGCAAUCGACAGCCUUGGAGACUUGAACAAGAGACUCUGA